UUACUAACGUGUGUCUCUUGCAAGCUCACGGAACAUAUACUUUCAUCCGAUGCUCGUGGAGUGGCCAUCUUGGACAACGCGGAACUGACGACCAUGGUGACGGUCAUCGUGGCCCUGAUGCUGUUCACGGCGCUCUUCUGCCUCGUCCUUAGGCUCUUCAGCAAGGCCCGAUUCGGCUCUUCGGGGCGCGACCGCAUGGCCGACGCCGGCGCGUCUCCCGCGGUGCUGACGACCGUAGACGGAGCCGUGGCAAACUCCCUGGGCAAGGCCUCGGUGCCGCACGCAACCUCUCGACGACCGUCCAGGAGCUCCGUCGACUACGGCGGCGUCAACUCGGCGCGCAGGGCCAGCUACGGGAUGCUCGCGCCGCCUGGCGACUCCGCGGGCUGCUCCCGUCGCGCAAGCGACUCCUCGUUGCGGUCGCAGGCCUCGCAGCGGUCUGGGGCGUCGGCCAGGAGUGGCUCGGUGUCCAAGUCCGGCGCCAGGUCGGCCUCCGGGGUGGGCGCCCACAGUCCCGGGGGUACCACCACCGGCAGCAGCCGAGGCAGCGGCGCCCACGAAGCUGCCCGCAGGACCUCGUCGUCGCCGCUUGAGGGCAACGGCGCCGCCUCCACGGGCGCCGGAAGACAGAAGCAGCCCAUCACCAGGCCCCUGAGACUGCACCUGUCUCAGGAACUGCGCAGCAAGGCGAGUCCUUCUUGCGGGGCAGAGAACGAAGGAACGGCGAGAUAUUAG
Molecule: messenger RNA, 735 nt
Organism: Ixodes scapularis (black-legged tick)
Lineage: Eukaryota; Metazoa; Arthropoda; Arachnida; Ixodida; Ixodidae
Exons: 5
Source: RefSeq, a predicted model, not a curated record